AGCGCGACACCAGUGCGAUCUACUUCGUCAAACCUUCUACAUCCUCCGGAGUUCCGUCGGCGGCAACAAGCGCUUCGUUGUUAGACUUCAGGAUCGACACCAUCAGAUCAGCAUGCGGGCGUGUGCGGGCCUACUCCUGCUGCUUUCCGUGUUUGCGGACGCCGAGAAGAGGUUUUCGCUGCCGCUGGCCGAGGGCACGGUGUCCCAGGACCAGCUCAACGACGCCAACAUGCCCAGCCUGCCGCUUGGCAAUCCCGACACGAUGGACAACGACAUCCCCGGAGAGCCGCUGAGCCCUGAUGACUUUAGGGAAGGACUCACCAUGGUACACGAGGACGUGGACACGAUGGCUACUGCUGACCCGAUUGAGUUGGCGGGUCUCUUCCAGGGAGACAUAAAUCUCAACAGCCCAGAGGAGUUUUUCGAUCUGGCUGUGCCGUCCGACGCGUUCCCCGCUCAAGGCAGGAACGCCAUCAUCUCAAUGCACAAGCGCUGGCCCAACGGCGUUAUCCCCUACGUUAUCUCUUCGUCUUACAACAAGCGAGAGCGAGGCACCAUCGCCACGGCCAUGAGUAAAUACCACGAGAACACGUGCAUCCGCUUCGUGCCCCGGACUUUCGAGAAAGACUACAUCCACAUCAUCAAGGGCGACGGGUGCUCGAGCUCUGUCGGGCGAGUAGGCGGCGCCCAGGCGCUCUCCCUCGGGCCAGGCUGCAUUUACGUAGGAAUCGUCAUGCACGAGAUGAUGCACGCUGCCGGCUUCUGGCACGAGCAAUCGCGCCAAGACAGAGACAACUUCAUCACCAUCAACACGCUCAACAUCCAGAACGGAAUGGAGUACAACUUCCAGAAGUAUGGAUGGGACAGCAUCCAAAGUCUCGGCGUAGAUUACGACCUAGGCUCCAUCAUGCACUACGGCCCUUACGCCUUCGCCAAGGAUCGGACCAAGCCCACCAUCAUCCCCAGGGUCACGGGCGCUGAGAUCGGCCAGCGCCGCGGGUUCUCACAGGAAGAUCCCAGCCCUCAUAAAGAGAGGUACAUGCUGAGUUUCCCAAAAACUGCAGUUCGCCGGACAGGCCCCCCAGUUCAGAAAGACACCCCCGAAAAACAGCCACAACACGCAGGCCCCGGGGGCCACGGACGGCAGGCCCCCCCUCCAAACCCCAAUACAUGCUGGUUUGCCCCAAGUCCCCAAGAGUGCUAUCUUAAACCCGGCCUGGAGACACCCGGGAGUGCGGGUCAGCAGUUGACAUAUUAG
Molecule: messenger RNA, 1258 nt
Organism: Penaeus monodon (black tiger shrimp)
Lineage: Eukaryota; Metazoa; Arthropoda; Malacostraca; Decapoda; Penaeidae
Product: zinc metalloproteinase nas-4-like
Exons: 11
Coding region: 113-1258 (381 amino acids)
Biological process (GO): proteolysis
Molecular function (GO): zinc ion binding; metalloendopeptidase activity
Source: RefSeq, a predicted model, not a curated record